AUGAGUAGCUGGAUUAAGUUAAUUAUAGCAGAACUGCAAGACCACAUAGGAUCUAACUGGAUAGAAAUAGGGCGAGAUAUCAUGCAGACAGACGCCAUGACACAAGCAAUAAUCUCGCACCAAGAAAGACUCUCAUGCGAUCCAUACGGAAUGCACAGAAAAAGAGUAGGCAUCACAAGAACAAAGUACCACAGGUAUGCAUUCAAGAUAGAGAACAUAAUAAAAGAAAAGAAAGGAAAGUGCAGAUCCAUAAGGAUAUCAGACACAGUCCAUUCAAUUACAGCAUAUCUCUCAAAUAGUGCAUUAAAUUCCUUAAAAACCCAAGACAACAUUGCAGUAGACAUAUCUUCCUUGCACGAGAUGUAUUUCCACUUAAGAAAGGGAUAUUUCAUGGUAAAUACAUCAAAAGACAGAAAAAUAAGUCUGUACAUUCAAAGAAUGUCGUAUGUUGGUGAGACACCAAACAAGAAGACAUGGAACUAUAAUACGAAAGAUGUAAAUUUAGACAAAGAAAUUGAAAGUAUCCGGGAGAGAAUUGAAGAGUGCACGGAAAUCUACAAGAACUGCAUGCAGCUACCAGAUGUACCAUACGAAGUGACUGACUUCAGCUGUCUGCCGCAUAACUUCACUGAGUCCCAAGAAGACCUAAAAAAGACGCACUCCCAGGUUUACAUCAGCAACGGAUCGAUAAUCUCAAAGAAAACCAUUCAGACAGGAGUACUAGACCAAGAAGUAGAGCACUCCAGUGACUCAGCCUCCAGCCACACCAUAGAAUGCGCAAAAGAGAACUCUGAUGAAAGCAGCUCAGAGUCCUUUCGAAGGAGCCAGAGUAAAAAGGACAAAACUGCAUCCCAAAUAAAGUAUGUAGCAACAAUUCCACAAAUAUCCCAUAGGCCAAAGAGUGCUCAAAAAAGCACCACCCAUCCGCACGUAAAUGAUAAAUUAGAAGCACCAGGAAAAAAGUCCUCUAAUAAUUUAGAUAGAAAGAUAAACAAGGAAGCAAUCAGAAGCACCCCCGAGCACCCGCUCCCUCAAAAAAAGAACCACACCCCACCAGAUGACACCCUAAAUAGUAUAGAAAUAACCCCCAGUGUCAUUAAGGAUAUAAUAAGAGAGAAUAAAGACGCACCCAGCUCAUCCAAUUUAUGCGAGGGUGCAGAUGUUUUAGCUAAAGGUGAAGUGAAGGUAGACAAGAGUAGUUUAGUUGAUACUAGUUUGGUUGAAGGGAAUUUGGUUGAAGGUUGUUUAGCAGAUGAAGACUUAAUUAAGAAUUUGUUUAAGGAAGAUUUACUUAAGGCAGAUAUACAGGACAAGAGUUCACAAGAUAAAAUAGAUUUGGUUAAGAAUUUAUUUAAGGAAGAUUUAGACAAGAACCCAUCCUCUAUGAAUACACAACCCAAGAACUCCCCCUCUAUGCACUCCACUAAGGCUUCGCACCCCAAGAAUUCACACCCUAAGACUUCACAAGAUAAAAAUGACCAGAAUAAGUCGAUUGAAAAUAACCCAGAGUGGUCACCUGUUGAAGAAGUCUCUGACUCACAAGUAACUGAAAUGAUAAAUGAAACACUUUCCAGGUUUCCAGCGGUAAUUUCCAUCUCAGAAUAUAAAAAGAUCCAAGGAAAUAAAUAA
Molecule: messenger RNA, 1629 nt
Organism: Nematocida ausubeli
Lineage: Eukaryota; Fungi; Microsporidia
Exons: 1
Coding region: 1-1629 (542 amino acids)
Source: RefSeq, a predicted model, not a curated record